AAAUUAAAAAAUAGAAACACUUAACUUUGAGUUCAUAAGAAAAAAAAUAUGGCUAAGAUGAUAUUUUUAUUUGUUGUUUGCUUAGUAUUAUUUGCUUCUAUUAAUGUUAGUGCCAAUUUUAUGGACACUUUUCUUGUUAUUGGCAAAGUUUAUUGUGACACUUGUCGUUGUGGCUUUGAGACUUCUGCCUCCAAGUAUCUUCCUGGAUCGAGGGUUAGAAUCGAGUGCAAGAAUAGGGACACUAACGAUUUGGCAUACACUGUUGAAGGUGUUACAAACUCUAAAGGAGAAUAUAAGAUCCUUGUGAAUAGUGAUCGCCGCGAUGAAUUUUGCGAUGUCGUCCUCAUUAGAAGCUCUGAUCCAAUGUGUGCGGAAUCCAACACGGGCCGUGAUCGCGCCCGUGUUGUCCUCACUAGCAACAAUGGCAUGGUAUCUAAUACUCGCUUCGCUAAUUCAAUAGGAUUCCUUUCUAAUGAGCCUCUUGCUAGUUGCACAAAAAUCCUCCAGCAAUAUGAAUUUUCAGAAGAUCAAUUUUAAAUUAUUAUUAUUAUUAUUAUUAUUAUUAUUAUUAUUAUUAUUAUUAUUAUUGUUGUUGUUGUUGUUUUUGUUGUUAUUUUUAUGCCUUUAGAGUAAUUGGACCAAUUACUGAUUUCGGCCUUUAGCUCAGUAAUUUCAUUUGGCAUUGGAAAUUUUGUAGGGUGUCCUAUUUUCUCAUUUAACAUUUAUGGUCUCAUCUAUUUUUAUUAAGAUUAAGAUAUUUGGAUGUUUA
This is a messenger RNA of Solanum pennellii, 769 nucleotides long. Its product is annotated as major pollen allergen Lol p 11-like. Lineage: Eukaryota; Viridiplantae; Streptophyta; Magnoliopsida; Solanales; Solanaceae. The transcript is spliced from 2 exons. The coding region runs from base 49 to 537 and encodes 162 amino acids. The record is from RefSeq and is a predicted model, not a curated record.